Molecule: messenger RNA, 1049 nt
Organism: Abrus precatorius (Indian licorice)
Lineage: Eukaryota; Viridiplantae; Streptophyta; Magnoliopsida; Fabales; Fabaceae
Product: ABC transporter I family member 1
Exons: 1
Coding region: 194-883 (229 amino acids)
Biological process (GO): cytochrome complex assembly
Molecular function (GO): ATP binding; transmembrane transporter activity; ATP hydrolysis activity
Source: RefSeq, a predicted model, not a curated record
UUCAGAAACUAGAAAAAAUAUCUCUCUUUACUAUCGGUCUUUAUUUUCCUUGUUUUACAGUAAACUUGUGCCCCACAUACCGCAACUUGUGCUAAUUGCAUCAUGAGCAUAUAAAUCAAAGGAUCUGAUUCUGAAAGCAUAUCUGAAUUUGCGUAUAUUGGCAGUAGUUAACAUUAUUCAAUUGUUAAACUUGAUGUCUAUUAGAAGACCCCCAUUCCCUCGUCUCCUCCUUAACAAUGUCUCUUGCAUGAGAAAUGCGCAGCAAGUUCUGCGUCAUGUGAACGUCUCUCUUCAUGACGGAGGAGCACUUAUGCUAACAGGUGCAAAUGGCUCUGGAAAGACAACUUUCCUGCGCAUGUUAGCCGGGUUUUCUCGUCCUUCUGCUGGUGAAAUCCUUUGGAAUGGCCAUAACAUUCAAGAAUCUGGAAUAUUCCAUCAGUAUAAGCUCCAGCUUAACUGGCUUUCUCUCAAAGAUGCUAUUACAGAAAAUUUUACAGUUCUUGACAACGUUCAAUGGUUUGAAGUUCUUGAAGGCAAGCAAGGGAAGGCUAUGCCUGCACUUGAGUUGAUGGGACUAGGAAAAUUGGCCAAGGAAAAGCCAAGGAUGCUAUCCAUGGGCCAGCGGAAAAGACUGCAACUUGCCAGGUUGCUGGCAAUUGAUCGCCCCAUUUGGUUGCUAGAUGAGCCUUCAGUUGCAUUAGAUGAUGAAGGUGUAAAGUUACUAGAGUAUAUUAUUGCGGAACAUAGGAAGCAGGGAGGAAUUGUGAUUGUGGCGACUCAUUUGCCCAUUGAGAUAGAAGAUUCCUUGAUCUUGAGGCUUCCACCAAGGUUUCCGAGGAGGAUGACUUUGGUGGAUAUGCUUGACCGAGCAGAUAUUAGUUAACUCCUAUUUUUCACAUUCUUGUCAAGACAGGAUAAGUUCUGGAAUCAGUUAUGCGCAAUGUCAUUUGUGACAAUUCAGUCUGUAACCUUUGUUCAUGUAUCUUGCAUAAAACAUGUUUUAAGAGUAUCCAAGAAUCAUAUUUUGCGGGGCGGCAUUCAGGCUUUAG